UCUGAGCCAAAUCCAUUUGCUAGGAGAACAUCAAAGGCGUCCCAGGUGCAUAACGAAAAAUAUUAUUUCCAGAUAUAUGAUAAGAAACACGAAGUUUAUGGUCUUCUGAAGGUCUGUGGGCAUGACCAUGAUACCCUGAAGAAGGUGAUCAAGUGCGUGAUCUCAAAGUCACCAGUAAUCAAAUCAGCAAUGAUGGAUGUGACAGGCAAGCUGAUUGACGGAGUAGUCAGCCUGACUAAACUCAUGGCUCAUGGAGCAAUGCACGAAGCUUGUCUCAUAGAAGUAAUCAGAAAUAUCGAAGACGAAGCCUUCACCCUUGUGGAAAACGUCAGAGUCUGCGUGUACACGAACAAUACUUUUAUGCAAGAAGUAAAAGAGUACAUCAAAGAUAAUAAUGCAACAGUUCUUGAUGUACAAAAUAAAGAUAAAAGUAAAACCAAAGAAAAAGAUAAGAUAGAAGAUACUGAUGUAGAUAAAGAUAAGAAAACUAAAAAUGUUGAAGAAGAACUGACAGAAAAGCCACAUAAAGAAGAAGACGUUAAACAAAUGAAGGAGCUAAUCAGAAGAAUGUUAGCUGACAACAAAGCAAAUGAUAUAGAUUCUUCUUUUAAGAAUAAACUAACGAAGUUACAACAAGACUUAGCAGCAGUUGAUGCUAACGAAAUUGUCAAAAAGGAUAAGGGUGAUUAACUUAUUAAUUAAUAAAGUAACGUUUAAUUAAUAGUAUUAAA
Spodoptera litura is the source of this 731-nucleotide messenger RNA. RefSeq lists its product as uncharacterized. The record is from RefSeq and is a predicted model, not a curated record. Lineage: Eukaryota; Metazoa; Arthropoda; Insecta; Lepidoptera; Noctuidae.